Molecule: messenger RNA, 5815 nt
Organism: Acinonyx jubatus (cheetah)
Lineage: Eukaryota; Metazoa; Chordata; Mammalia; Carnivora; Felidae
Gene: DROSHA
Product: drosha ribonuclease III
Exons: 35
Coding region: 318-4313 (1331 amino acids)
Biological process (GO): rRNA processing; primary miRNA processing; pre-miRNA processing
Cellular component (GO): nucleus
Molecular function (GO): ribonuclease III activity; double-stranded RNA binding
Source: RefSeq, a predicted model, not a curated record
AGAGGUCCAGCUUUCUCCGGUUUGCUUUUUAAUUUCCUCGGUUUCCUGUUCCGGAGGCGCUGGAGGCGCUACAGUCCUGGCGGCUGUAGAAUAAUCCUAGCUUUGCUUUGACGGCAACCUCGCGGCGCGAGAGCCUUUUGUAGGAUUUUCUGCCAGGAGCUGUGAAGGAUACAGAAAUGACUUAUGAAUCAACCCAUGUCCUCAAGGAGCUAAUAACCUAGUGGAGAAGUUAGAAAUGUACACACAUGACUAUAAUAUGAGGCAGUCUCUGAGUUUAUAUUCUCUGUGGAAGAUGUGACGUAUCCAGACAGUACGUCAUGAUGCAAGGCAAUACGUGUCAUAGGAUGUCGUUCCACCCAGGACGAGGGUGUCCCCGAGGGCGAGGAGGACAUGGAGCCAGACCCUCAGCCCCAGCCUUCAGGCCCCAAAAUCUGAGACUACUUCACCCUCAGCAGCCUCCUGUGCAAUAUCAAUACGAACCUCCAAGUGCCCCUUCCACCACAUUCUCGAACUCUCCAGCUCCCAGUUUUCUCCCUCCACGACCAGACUUUGUACCCUUCCCUCCACCCAUGCCUCCGUCAGCACAAGGCCCUCUUCCCCCCUGCCCUAUACGACCUCCCUUCCCCAACCACCAGAUGAGGCCCCCCUUCCCAGUGCCUCCCUGUUUUCCUCCUAUGCCGCCUCCGAUGCCCUGUCCUAAUAACCCCCCAGUCCCUGGAGCACCUCCAGGACAAGGCACUUUCCCCUUCAUGAUGCCCCCUCCUUCCAUGCCCCAUCCCCCACCACCUCCAGUCAUGCCACAGCAGGUCAAUUAUCAGUACCCUCCAGGAUACUCACACCAUAAUUUCCCACCUCCCAAUUUUAACAGUUUCCAGAACAACCCCAGUUCUUUCCCACCCAGUGCUAAUAACAGCAAUAGUCCUCAUUUUAGGCACCUCCCUCCAUACCCACUCCCAAAGGCUCCCAGUGAGAGAAGGUCCCCAGAAAGGCUCAAGCACUACGAGGAUCACAGGCACCGAGAUCACAGUCACGGGCGAGGUGAGCGGCAUCGGUCCCUGGAUAGGCGGGAACGAGGCCGAAGUCCUGACAGGAGAAGACAAGAUAGCCGCUACAGAUCAGAUUAUGACCGAGGGAGGACGCCGUCGCGUCACCGGAGCUAUGAGCGGAGCAGAGAGCGGGAACGGGAGAGACACAGGCACCGGGACAGCCGAAGAUCACCAUCUCUGGAAAGGUCCUACAAAAAAGAGUAUAAGAGAUCUGGAAGGAGUUAUGGUUUUCCAGUUGUCCCUGAACCUGCUGGAUGCACACCAGAAUUACCUGGGGAGAUUAUUAAAAAUACAGAUUCUUGGGCCCCACCCCCGGAGACUGUGAAUCAUCGCUCCCCAAGUAGGGAGAAAAAGAGAGCUCGUUGGGAGGAAGAAAAAGACAGAUGGAGUGACAGCCAGAGCUCUGGCAAAGAGAAGAAUUAUACCUCAAUGAAGGAAAAAGAGCCAGAGGAGACACUGCCUGACAAAAAUGAGGAGGAGGAAGAAGAACUUCUUAAGCCGGUGUGGAUUCGAUGCACCCACUCAGAAAACUACUACUCGAGUGACCCCAUGGAUCAGGUGGGAGAUUCUACUGUGGUUGGAACAAGUAGGCUCCGUGACUUAUACGACAAAUUUGAGGAAGAACUGGGGAGUAGGCAAGAAAAGGCCAAAGCUGCUAGACCUCCGUGGGAGCCUCCUAAGACGAAGCUAGAUGAAGAUUUGGAGAGUUCCAGUGAAUCCGAAUGUGAGUCUGAUGAGGACAGCACCUGUUCUAGCAGCUCAGACUCUGAAGUUUUUGAUGUCAUUGCGGAAAUAAAACGUAAAAAAGCCCACCCUGACCGACUUCACGAUGAACUUUGGUACAAUGACCCAGGCCAGAUGAAUGAUGGGCCACUCUGCAAAUGCAGCGCCAAAGCGAGACGCACAGGAAUUAGGCACAGCAUUUAUCCUGGAGAAGAGGCCAUCAAGCCCUGUCGCCCUAUGACCAACAAUGCUGGCAGGCUUUUCCACUAUCGAAUUACAGUCUCCCCUCCUACAAACUUUUUGACUGACAGACCAACUGUUAUAGAAUAUGAUGAUCAUGAGUAUAUCUUUGAAGGAUUUUCUAUGUUUGCACAUGCCCCCCUGACCAAUAUUCCACUGUGUAAAGUAAUUAGAUUCAACAUAGACUACACAAUUCAUUUCAUUGAGGAGAUGAUGCCUGAGAAUUUUUGUGUGAAAGGACUUGAGCUCUUUUCGUUAUUCCUGUUCAGAGAUAUUUUGGAAUUGUAUGACUGGAAUCUUAAAGGCCCUUUGUUUGAAGACAGUCCUCCCUGCUGCCCAAGAUUUCAUUUCAUGCCACGGUUUGUGAGGUUUCUUCCAGAUGGAGGAAAGGAGGUGCUGUCCAUGCACCAGAUUCUCCUUUACUUAUUACGGUGUAGCAAAGCCCUGGUUCCCGAAGAGGAGAUCGCCAAUAUGCUUCAGUGGGAAGAACUUGAAUGGCAGAAAUACGCAGAAGAAUGCAAAGGCAUGAUCGUCACCAACCCUGGAACGAAACCUAGCUCUGUCCGCAUUGAUCAACUGGAUCGUGAACAGUUCAACCCUGAUGUGAUUACUUUUCCGAUUAUCGUCCAUUUUGGGAUACGCCCUGCACAGUUGAGUUAUGCAGGAGAUCCACAGUACCAGAAACUGUGGAAGAGUUAUGUGAAACUUCGCCACCUCCUAGCAAAUAGUCCCAAAGUUAAACAAACUGACAAACAGAAGCUGGCACAAAGGGAGGAAGCGCUCCAAAAAAUACGACAGAAGAAUACAAUGAGGCGAGAAGUAACAGUGGAGCUGAGUAGUCAAGGAUUUUGGAAAACUGGCAUCCGUUCUGAUGUCUGUCAGCAUGCAAUGAUGUUGCCUGUUUUGACCCAUCAUAUCCGCUACCACCAAUGCCUAAUGCAUCUGGACAAAUUAAUAGGAUAUACUUUCCAAGAUCGUUGUCUGUUACAGCUGGCCAUGACUCAUCCAAGUCAUCACUUAAAUUUUGGAAUGAAUCCUGAUCAUGCCAGGAAUUCUUUAUCUAACUGUGGAAUUCGGCAGCCCAAGUAUGGAGAUAGAAAAGUUCAUCACAUGCACAUGCGGAAAAAAGGAAUUAACACCUUAAUAAAUAUUAUGUCACGUCUUGGACAAGAUGAUCCAACUCCCUCAAGGAUUAAUCACAAUGAAAGGUUGGAGUUCCUAGGUGACGCUGUUGUUGAAUUUCUGACCAGUGUCCAUUUGUACUACUUGUUUCCUAGUCUGGAAGAAGGAGGAUUAGCAACUUACCGGACCGCCAUUGUUCAGAAUCAGCACCUUGCCAUGUUAGCAAAGAAACUUGAACUGGAUCGUUUUAUGCUUUAUGCUCAUGGACCUGACCUUUGUAGGGAAUCAGACCUUCGACAUGCAAUGGCUAAUUGUUUUGAAGCAUUAAUAGGAGCUGUUUACUUGGAGGGAAGCCUGGAGGAAGCCAAACAGUUAUUUGGACGCUUACUCUUUAAUGAUCCGGACCUACGUGAAGUCUGGCUCAAUUAUCCUCUCCACCCACUCCAACUACAAGAGCCAAAUACUGAUCGACAACUUAUUGAGACUUCUCCAGUUCUACAGAAACUUACUGAGUUUGAAGAAGCAAUUGGAGUAAUUUUUACUCAUGUUCGACUUCUGGCAAGAGCAUUCACAUUGAGAACUGUGGGAUUUAACCAUCUGACCCUAGGCCACAAUCAGAGGAUGGAAUUCCUAGGUGAUUCCAUAAUGCAACUGGUAGCCACUGAGUACUUGUUUAUUCAUUUCCCAGAUCAUCAUGAAGGACACUUAACUUUGUUGCGAAGCUCUUUGGUGAAUAACAGAACUCAAGCCAAGGUAGCAGAGGAACUGGGCAUGCAGGAAUAUGCCAUCACCAAUGACAAGACCAAGAGACCCGUGGCCCUUAGGACCAAGACCUUGGCCGACCUUUUGGAAUCAUUUAUUGCCGCGCUGUACAUUGAUAAGGAUUUGGAAUAUGUUCAUACUUUCAUGAAUGUUUGCUUCUUUCCACGAUUAAAAGAGUUUAUUUUGAAUCAGGACUGGAAUGACCCUAAAUCCCAGCUUCAGCAGUGCUGUUUGACACUCAGGACAGAAGGAAAGGAGCCAGACAUUCCUCUGUACAAGACUCUGCAGACAGUAGGACCCUCCCAUGCUAGAACCUACACUGUGGCAGUGUACUUCAAGGGAGAAAGAAUAGGCUGCGGGAAAGGACCAAGUAUUCAGCAAGCGGAAAUGGGAGCAGCAAUGGAUGCACUUGAAAAAUGAUGUAGGCCAGUUUGCUGAAGACAGGAGGCUCAUCCACAUCUUCCACCAUGAUUCUGACCGUAGCUGCAUCUUUGAAUGGACCCAGGUAGAGAAAGCGGGGUUCAACAUGAGGAUUGGAGGCUUCCACUUUGAGGGUGUACACUUUCUUCUUUUCAAAGUCCAAGACCUUGGGGUGGGUGGGGAGAAGAGACAUAUUUAAAGCAGCCAAGACACAGAAAGACGAGACAUAAGGCAUUUUUAGUGCAAAUCAUGGGUAGUGAAUGUGGUUAUAUUGCUUAGAGACAUCACCACACAGUGUGAUAUUGGGCAAAGGCAUGAGAUGCCACACCAUCCUGAUGAAAAUUGUGGGCUGAAACCAUGCCCACUAUUGCCUUGAAAGUGGGUGCAAGGGUGCAAGGUAUAACGGACAAGGAAGAGAACCUGGAAGCAGGGUCUUGUAUAAAAAAGGACCCCCUGUAAAGAAAAUUCUUGUAUUUGACUAGAGGGAGCCAUGUUAGGGGCAAAUUGGCAAAUCUGACUUUGAUUGAAUACUUAAUGAGUGUUUAAAAUUUGCUGGUAUUGGGGCACCUGGAUGGCUCAGUCGGUUAGGCUUCCAACUUCAGCUCAGGUCAUGAUCUCACGGUUUGUGAGUUUGAGCCCCAUGUCAGGCUCUGUGCUGACACCUCAGAGUCUGGAGCCUGCUUCAGAGUCUGUGUCUCCCUCUAUCUCUUCCCCUCCCCCCCCCCCCUCACGCUCUGUCUCUCUCUGUCUCUAAAAAAUGAGUAAACAUUAAAAAAAACUUUUUAAAAAAAAAAUUUGCCAGUAUCUGGACCCCACCCUGGAUCAUUAAACCAAAAUAUCUGAGGUGGGGGUGGGAAUCUAUACUUUUAAAUACCUCCCCCAGUGAUUCUAAUGUGCAGCCAGAAUUGAGAACCACAAGUUUGCAUCAUGACUUCCUCUUCCUCAUUCAGAUAAAAUAGAUUUAAUAUGUUUUUUUUUUGCAUGUGCCUGAGUUGAUAAAAUAUUCCAAGUGAUAUCCUGAUAAGGGCAUUGGGCUAAUUACUUGCCAACGAAAGUAAUGAUCAUUGUUGUCAGAGGUCUUUAGAAAAAGUAUCUCUGCUUCUGGAGACAUAGUGAACCCAAAUGCUUAUUGCUGACUUUUAGUUUUAGACGAUGAUAUGACAAGGCUCACUAGAAACACAAUUAAUCAAGACAUUAGUGAAAGUGAUUUAGUCAGCUAGGCAAAAUUUCAGUUUGAAUCUGAUAAGGCACUAAGAAAAUUAAAAAGGUUAAUGCACACUAAUGGGCUUCCUAAUUAUAUUAUAGUAUAAAACAUUGGUCUGGAUGUCGCUUAAACAUGUUUUAUUGUGUUUCCAGGUAUUAAGACAUGUAAUUCAAAGCUUAAGAGGAAAGGAUUUUCUUGUUAUUUACAUCUACCUGUGCUUAUUUUUACCAGCAAGUAUGCUAAAGGAGAGAGAAAAUGUUAUUUCAUACAUGAUAAAAAUGCAGUUAUUAAAAAAACU